This is a messenger RNA of Kazachstania africana CBS 2517, 609 nucleotides long. RefSeq names its product DNA replication protein PSF1 (gene PSF1). Gene Ontology annotation, biological process: DNA replication; DNA strand elongation involved in mitotic DNA replication. Bases 1 to 609 code for a protein of 202 amino acids. The transcript has a single exon. Gene Ontology annotation, cellular component: GINS complex. NCBI's taxonomy places the organism in Eukaryota, Fungi, Ascomycota, Saccharomycetes, Saccharomycetales, Saccharomycetaceae. The record is from RefSeq and is a predicted model, not a curated record.
AUGUAUGGAGAUCUGGCGAAUAAGUUGGUCAUAGAAGCCAAGAGAACACAACAAUUGAACGGCAAGCCUAACAAGGCUACGAAGUUGCCGAUGUAUAACGAUGAGAUAGUGCGAAAUAUAAUUACAGAAGUUAAUCAAUUGAAACAGAAUGCUGAGUUUCUAAAGGAGAAUGAAGUUAUGAGUCAGAGUGAAAAUAAAGUGGUGAAAUGUCAAUAUUUUGUGAAUUCAUUAUGUCUUGAGCGAAAUAAGAGAUGUCUACUAGCGUAUCAAAGACUACGAUGUGAUGCAUUGGAUUCGAUGAUUUGGGAAAAUAAUGGUAUGGAUUCUUCAAACCAGGAUAGUAACGAUCUUUCUCAUGAGGAGCAAGAAUAUUUGAGAGAGUAUGCAGAUUUGAUAACAGAUUUGAAAGUGGGAGCGUUAAGUGAUAUUGAUAUCUCUGGAUCGUUGACUCCACCUAGUGAUGUUUUUAUAGAUGUUAGAGUACUCAAAGAUGCGGGAGAAAUUCAAACAGAGUAUGGUGUUUUCAAUUUGAUUAAGGAUUCACAAUUUUUUGUUAGACAAUCUGAUGUUGAAAGACUAAUUCAACAAGGGUAUUUACAAAAGAUAUAA